Molecule: messenger RNA, 483 nt
Organism: Clunio marinus
Lineage: Eukaryota; Metazoa; Arthropoda; Insecta; Diptera; Chironomidae
Source: the annotation of a GenBank genome assembly
AUGUCAUUUGUAUCCAGAAUAUCAUCAAAGUUUGGUAUUAUCACUUGUAUAGGAUGCACAUUGCAUUGCUUUUUUGAAUAUAUCUGUGAUUUUGUUGUUUGCUCAGGUGAAUCAAUGCAGCCGACAUUAUAUUCAAACAACAUACUCAUAUGUAGUAAGAUCGCACAACGUAAAAACACUUUUGAAAGGAAUGACAUCGUUGUUGCUAUUCAUCCAAAUCAACCUAAAAGUCUUAUUUGCAAGCGAAUGAUUGCGCUUCCAGGAGAUAUAGUUUUAAUGAACUCCACAAAAACUGAAGAUUCAGAGAAUACAGGAUCUUUUGAUGUUCAAAAAAUCUACAUUAAACCGGGAUCUUGCUGGUUGGAAGGUGACAAUAGAGCAAAUUCAACUGAUAGUCGAAAUUACGGACAGAUUCCAAUUGGAUUAAUUAAAUCAAAAGUUUUAGUACGUGUUUGGCCUCUUAGUGAGUUUAAGUUUUUUUAA